Anarrhichthys ocellatus (wolf-eel) is the source of this 1960-nucleotide messenger RNA. RefSeq names its product adrenodoxin. Gene Ontology annotation, biological process: P450-containing electron transport chain. The record is from RefSeq and is a predicted model, not a curated record. Gene Ontology annotation, molecular function: 2 iron, 2 sulfur cluster binding; electron transfer activity. Lineage: Eukaryota; Metazoa; Chordata; Actinopteri; Perciformes; Anarhichadidae. The transcript has 4 exons. Gene Ontology annotation, cellular component: mitochondrion. The coding region runs from base 375 to 872 and encodes 165 amino acids.
UUCUCUCGCCGAUGUCCUUGGUCGGAAAUCCAUCGGGAUCGCUCACGUUUGCUGCUAGACUACAUCAAGCCGGGGCAGUGGGAUUGCGGCUGAUAGCAUCCGCCUGCUUUGUGUUUGUUUAGCUAUUCAUCAACGUCCAAUCCACGUACUGAUUUUGAAUCUUAGACAACAAGCUCGUGCCCUAUGUUACGCAAUGAACGUGACAGUGACAGAGUGACUUCUCGCAGCUAAAACAAGCUAGCUUAACUUAGCUAACUCUGUGGGCUAAACCGGACAACUUCGGGUUUCCUCUCUCCGGUAGGACUCAAAGACGGAAGUGGACCCGUGUCUGCGUGUUUCCCAGCCCAGCAUUCAACCCCUUGUUUGUACUUCCAAUGGCGUUUGUAACGGCGUUACGAAGACUGGCUCACGUGAGGUCACGAGAGUAUUCGUGGAGGACGGCGGCAGUAACUUCGGGCGCCUGGCUGACAAGUCAGAGGAGCUUCACCAGCGGCUCACCGUCUCUGAGGUCGGACAACAAGGUGACGAUCAACUUCGUCAACAGAGACGGGGAGAAGAUCACUGUGAGGGGGUCGCCCGGAGACUCGCUGCUAGAUAUCGUCAUUAAUGAAGACCUCGACUUUGAUGGCUUUGGGGCGUGCGAGGGAACCCUGGCGUGCUCCACAUGUCAUCUAAUCUUCGACGAGGACACCUAUAAGAGUCUGGGGCCAGUCACAGACGAGGAGAUGGACAUGCUAGACUUAGCCUACGGCCUGACUGACACAUCCCGUCUGGGCUGCCAGAUCUGUCUGACGAAGUCUCUGGAGGGCGUGGUGGCCCGGGUUCCAGAGAGCGUCGCCGACAUCCGACAGAGCAAAGACGAAUCCUCUUAAGCUGCGCCUGAGAACGGCCUCUAUAGACACUGUGGUUAUGCCAGGUUAGAACUGAGGGUGUGUGCACGGGCACGAUGGUGGGUGUAACACUGUCAACACUGCUGGAUCUGCUGGACUGCCACAGUAUUGUUUCCUCCUUCCUCACAGACAUCUAGCGCCAGCUCUCAAUAACCAGGGUGUAAGAAUAUUGAAUUUGGACACAAACAUGAAGACAAAAUCAUUUUUAUUGAAAGUGAAGCUGCACACCAUUAGAGAACUUUGCCGCUCUAGUGUGAGGAAUCAUACGAGUAUUAUGACAUAAUCUCUAAACUAAGACAAACCCAUAUCUUAUUAUAGAUAAUCCCGAUUUAAGGGUGUCUUUUUUAAUCACUUUUAGUCAUCACUAUGGCUGAGACAUGAACAUCAGUCAUUAAUUAACCCUCACACUGCUAUACCUCUAGUUUGUGGCUGUGCCUUUUGAUUAUCUAAGAAAGUUUCCUGUGUUUUCCUUGUAAACAUGACGAUAUUUACACUUGUAUAAAGACGAGAUUCUCUGUGUGUAAGUUCAGUCAUAUUCACUAAAGGAAGAGGUACACAGCUGGUUGCAGCUUACAGUUCUCUACGCCUGAGAGAUUGUGCUGAUGUUGACUCCUCCCACAUUUUAUUUUACUCUACACACAUGUAUCCCCCGACUAUUGUUUGAUCAGAUCCUCCAUGUAACCAUAUACUUCCAUCAUGUGAUUGUACAUAGCUAGAACACACAUGUACAGAGUGAAAAACUAUAAUAAAAAAAAUCACCUUUCUAACGGCGUGUUGAACUGUCAGUUUUUACAUGUUUGUAAUGAAAUAAUAUGCCGUGUCUUCGUCUUCUUGCACAACAUGAUAAAUCCUGUCCUUUUCCUCGGCCAAUUAUCACAAAUGUGAACCAAUAACUACGUCACACGUUGUUUUCUGGUCAUUGUAUUUGCAAAUGCAGGUUUGUUGGGCUUGUUAACGCCGCGUAAAGCAGCAGUCUUGUGGCCUAUUUUAACAAAGCUCCGAGCUGCAUAAAAUAUAAAGCUUAAAAAGCAUCGAGGGAUCAUAUGUACAUAAUAAAAACAUUGAGACAG